Molecule: messenger RNA, 573 nt
Organism: Didymella exigua CBS 183.55
Lineage: Eukaryota; Fungi; Ascomycota; Dothideomycetes; Pleosporales; Didymellaceae
Exons: 1
Coding region: 1-573 (190 amino acids)
Source: RefSeq, a predicted model, not a curated record
AUGGACCACAUCGCACAAUUGGCCGACGACGUCUUUCGAGGCAAAGGUAUCGUCUCUAGCGACGGCGUGGAAUUUGACUUAUCAGUGCUCUCUACUGACUUACAAACUCAAGAGCUUGAGGAAAGCGAGACUGGUCAUGACUUGUCUGAGAGAGAAGGUCAAGCGAUCGCCCCACAGAAAGCCGGAGACAAGGAGAAGAGACGAUCCAAGAACGCCAGGCGAAGAAAUAAGAGAAAGGAGGCUGGUACCCAUAUUCUCACUGAUGUGUCCACAAAUCCGCCGUCCGAACAAACAAAGAUAUCGAUCGAAGUGAUCGUCCCUACUGAUGCCGAGCCCAUUGAGUCAAGUGCAGGCUGGAGCACCCCUGGAGAUACAGGAGCGACCGCUUCCGAACAGGACCGGCCUCUGAUCGUCGGUCUAUACGGAGUCUCUGGUGCCGGAAAGAGCCGUGUCCUCGAACAGCUCGCGAGUACGCUUGCAACGCAUUUUGACUUUGUUGAUGGGUCGGCUUUGGUCGACAAAAACUUUGGCUUGGCUGCGUUCAAAAAGCUGGACAUUGAAGAGCAGCUCUGA